AUGAAAGAAUUAAGUUAAAUAAUAGAUAAGCAAAUCUCUUAAUUAAAUUUGUUUGGAAAAAUCAAAAAAAGAAAAAGAUAAUCAAAUAUAUAUAAAAUGAGUGGAAAUACAAAUAGCGAUUUUAAUAGAACUAACUAUCAACAUAAAGAAUAAAUUAUAAGAUGUGGUAUAUCUUCUCUUAAAUGCUUAGACGGUGAAGAUUUGAAUUAAGGUAAUAGAAGGAGACUCUAACAACUUUAACAAAGAGACUGGAUUGAAUAGUAGAUUAGAGAAAAAGAAGAGAGAAAACGUUAAGAAGAUGAAGAAAAAAAGGCUUUUGAAUAAUAAACAUUACAUAUAAAUAUGAUGAGAGGAGAUUUGGAAGAUAAUUUAAAUUAAAAAAGAAGAAACUGGGAAAAGAAUACCAAAGAAUUCAACAUUUAAUAAAGAAAUGAAAAGUUAGAUUAUGAAAGAUCCUCCCAUCUUGAUAAUUAAGCAUAAAAUUAGUAUCACAUUACAUAUUGUAACACAAAUAAUUUCCAAACAGAAAAUACUGGCACUUGUACAAGUGCAUUUGGUCCUCAUAGAGUUAUACCUUAUCACUGGAAAGGUAUGAAUCCUCAAUAAAAAAAGGAUAUUAUUCUUGAACAAGAUUAAUAACGUCAUGAAAGAGAAAUAUUGAAGAAUUUAGAGAGAGAUGAGGAUAAGGCCUUUUCUAACUAAACUGAACAUAAUAGAUUUAUGUUGAUCAACCUAGAAAGAUAAAAAAAUAGAUAACAUAGAUAAAGAAUGGAUGAAAUUAAAGAAUUUAACCUAUUAGCUGCUAAGGAAUAAAAAAUAAAACUUAAGCACAUGUAUGAUUGA
Messenger RNA from Tetrahymena thermophila SB210, 843 nucleotides. RefSeq names its product protofilament ribbon protein. The transcript has 6 exons. NCBI's taxonomy places the organism in Eukaryota, Ciliophora, Oligohymenophorea, Hymenostomatida, Tetrahymenidae. The record is from RefSeq and is a predicted model, not a curated record.